This is a messenger RNA of Mesocricetus auratus (golden hamster), 2513 nucleotides long. RefSeq names its product proliferation-associated 2G4 (gene Pa2g4). The transcript is spliced from 13 exons. The coding region runs from base 171 to 1355 and encodes 394 amino acids. Lineage: Eukaryota; Metazoa; Chordata; Mammalia; Rodentia; Cricetidae. The record is from RefSeq and is a predicted model, not a curated record.
CCUUAGCCCGCGCGCUCGCAGCUUCUCGCUCUCUGCGCCCGCCCUCCCGCUCCCUUGCUUGCUCGCGCUUUCCUCGCGGAUCGAAGAGACUCUGGCUACAGCUUGUGGCUGGAAGGGAGACUGAGGCCGCAGCUCAGGGAAAGUGAAGCUGCAGUAGUGGUGGUAGGAAGAUGUCGGGCGAAGACGAGCAGCAGGAGCAAACUAUCGCCGAGGACCUGGUCGUGACCAAGUAUAAGAUGGGGGGCGACAUCGCCAACCGGGUACUUCGCUCUUUGGUGGAAGCUUCCAGCUCAGGUGUGUCGGUGCUGAGCCUGUGUGAGAAAGGUGAUGCCAUGAUAAUGGAAGAGACAGGGAAAAUCUUCAAGAAGGAAAAGGAAAUGAAGAAAGGUAUUGCCUUUCCUACCAGCAUUUCCGUAAAUAACUGUGUAUGUCACUUCUCCCCUUUGAAGAGUGACCAGGACUAUAUACUCAAGGAAGGUGACUUGGUAAAAAUUGACCUUGGAGUCCAUGUGGAUGGCUUCAUUGCUAAUGUGGCUCACACUUUUGUCAUUGGUGUGGCUCAGGGGACCCAGGUAACAGGCCGGAAAGCAGAUGUCAUUAAGGCAGCUCAUCUUUGUGCUGAAGCUGCCUUACGACUGGUCAAACCCGGAAACCAGAACACACAAGUGACAGAAGCCUGGAACAAAGUUGCUCACUCAUUUAAUUGCACACCAAUAGAAGGUAUGCUUUCUCACCAGUUGAAGCAGCAUGUGAUUGACGGAGAGAAAACGAUUAUCCAGAAUCCUACAGACCAGCAGAAGAAGGACCAUGAGAAGGCUGAGUUUGAAGUACAUGAAGUUUAUGCUGUGGAUGUCCUCGUCAGCUCAGGAGAAGGCAAGGCCAAAGAUGCAGGACAGAGAACCACCAUUUACAAACGAGACCCCUCUAAACAAUACGGCCUGAAAAUGAAAACUUCACGUGCCUUUUUCAGUGAGGUGGAAAGGCGUUUUGAUGCCAUGCCAUUUACUUUAAGAGCGUUUGAAGACGAGAAGAAGGCUCGAAUGGGUGUAGUAGAGUGUGCCAAACAUGAGCUGCUGCAGCCGUUUAAUGUUCUCUAUGAGAAGGAGGGUGAAUUUGUUGCCCAGUUUAAAUUUACAGUCCUACUUAUGCCCAAUGGCCCCAUGCGGAUAACCAGUGGUCCCUUUGAGCCCGACCUCUACAAGUCUGAGAUGGAAGUCCAGGACGCAGAGCUAAAGGCUCUUCUCCAGAGUUCUGCAAGUCGAAAAACCCAGAAAAAGAAGAAAAAGAAGGCCUCCAAGACUGCAGAGAAUGCCACCAGUGGAGAGACUUUAGAAGAGAAUGAAGCUGGGGACUGAGGUGGGUCCCUGCUGCAGCUUGUCAUUCCUGCCUCAUCCCCUCCCACUCCCCAGGCUCUGAAGUGCAGUUGUCUUCUCCACCAAGACCACCAGCAGAGCGAGCGGGUCUUCUCCCUCACCCCAGUUCCCAUACCCACUCACCCAUCCACUCUUCCCAACAAAAAACCAGCUCCAGUUGACUCUGGUCUUGGGAGGCCAGGCUUCCUGGCUGGCCACUGAAGACUACUUUCAGUAGAAAAAGAAAUUGAAUAAUAAAAUCAGGAGUCAAAACCCAUCGUCUUCAAGCCCCUCUUUCUGGCCUUUUCUACUCUGCUUGGUCAAGGUUUGUGGCCUACAACAGAACAAAGGAGGCUAAGUUAGCCGCCACCACUAAAACCUCAGCUGAAAUUUUUUAUGUCACUGAUGUCAUUUUCUCCUUUUGGGGGCUUUUCUGUUUCCCACUGUCACUGAGUAUUUAAUCUGCCUUCAAGGUGGAGGACUGGUUGUAUUUUUUAUUCACCUGUGGCAGAUCCCUCAUGAUAAAGGGUAUCUUGUUAGACCCUUCCCAUUUUAGAUGCUGAAGUUUCUUAUCUCUCUUUAGUCAUUUUUGUUUUACAGAGUCCCUACAUCUACCCGUUUAUUUUUCACCGUUGUAAAGCAGUCAGAGUCCCCACCAUGUUGUUGGUUUUGUCCCCCCACACCCAACCAGUGGGUUUUCUUUCCUCAGGAUCCACCUUAGAACCUUUAUUGAAAAUCCCACUGGGAGUUUUUUGUUCCGGAUUUGAUUUUUUUUUUCUUCCCUUUUUUGGUUUGAGACAGAGUCUCACUAUGUAGCUCUGGCUGUCCUGGAACUCUCACUAUGUAGACCAGGCUGGCCUUGAACUCAAGAUCCACCUGCCUCUGCUUCCUGAGCACUGGAACCAAAGGCGUGCGCCACCACGCCCAGCUUCCUGUUUGAAAUAUUUUGAGUUCCCUUCCAAGAAAGAAAAACCAGGAACCAGAGGAGUAGACUGAAAAGAACUGACUUUCAGACUGUGGACUUGGAUGACUCCUGGGGUUUUGUAGAGAAAGGAUAAAAUUUGUACCUCUGGCAUGCUGUUCCAGGGAACCAAGGCUUCCACUAACUUAAGCGGUUUUUGAAUUGACAUGGCAUUAAAAUAAAUUUGGAUUUGCUCAUAA